AUGAUCCCGUCAAUCGUCGUAUUCGCAUCUCCCUCUGUCCCUCUAUCCUUCCUUUUUCCUACCCUUUCGGCUGAGCAUACUUCUCCUGUGUCUUCCUCUCCUUCAUCAUUCAACCCUCCAGCUGAGUUUCUUUCUCACUCAUCCCUUGACCCCUCUCCUCCUUUAUCUACUGAGUCUCCUGCAGUUUCUUCCCCUCCUUUAUCUGUUGAGUCUCCUACAGUGUCUUCUCCUCCUCCCUCGCUUCCACUUGCUCACCCACCUGUUCGUUUCACAUACCACCGUCGGGAUCCCGCAGAGCCUCCAUCUCGGCCAGUUAUUUCUGACACCUCUCCUACUACCGAUCCAGCUCCUGAGGUACACUCUCACACUUAUUCUUUACAUGAUCGCUCUACUUUACAUCCCCCUGUCCGUUAUGCUUCUACUAGCACCAGUGUUUCAGAUGUCUUUGAGCCAGGUACCUACCGAGAAGCAGUUCGACUACCUGAGUGGAGGACUGCCAUGCAGAGGAGCUUGAAGCUUUGA
This is a messenger RNA of Dioscorea cayenensis subsp. rotundata (Guinea yam), 522 nucleotides long. Its product is annotated as leucine-rich repeat extensin-like protein 5. The record is from RefSeq and is a predicted model, not a curated record. NCBI's taxonomy places the organism in Eukaryota, Viridiplantae, Streptophyta, Magnoliopsida, Dioscoreales, Dioscoreaceae. The transcript has a single exon. Bases 1 to 522 code for a protein of 173 amino acids.